AUGGGCGCAACAAGACGGAUAUCGGCCGCCGCGAUUGCGACAACCGGACUUUUGUUUGGCGGCAGUAGUCUUGUUGCAUAUGCGUGGUGGCAUCGAUCCCUGUAUGCUGCAGAUAGUUAUGGACAGCAACGUGGCGUCAAUGCAUUGGCUCCAACGGAUCCACUUGCCCGAUUCCACCACUAUGCAGCGUGCGAUGCGGACGGAAUCAAGGCGUUGGAUUCCGCAGGCCUCAUUGCCUGUUUGUGUCUUCUUGACGAGGAGAGCAGGCAGUCGCUUGCACGCGAGGGACAGGAUCACCUCCCGCCCCAUGUCCGUCAACGUCUCGAACAUGUGUUUCAUCUCGUGGACGUUGACCAUGAUAGCAGCCUUUCGUAUGAGGAAUUUUGUAUUCUCCUCACUCUGCUCUCAGUGCGUCGCCAUCACCUAAAGCUGGCCUUUGGAGUCUUCGACAGGGACGAGGAUGGGCGUCUUUCGAGGCAUGAAUUCCGGCAUUUGUUGAAUGCAUUGAUGGUAGACCCCGCAGUGCAGGUGGUUAAGCACCGGCCUUCCCCAAAUCAACAACAACCGACGACAGACCCGAGCUCUGGGGUCUCGCUCACACCCAUCGUAGUCGAUUCUGAGGUCCCAAGGCAAAGACAGAGUGGCGUGUCGACAGUCACAAAAGAGGCGCUGUUAACAUCCCCGCUGGCCGAGCACUUUUUUGGAAUUCACAGCAAGCAAUGUAUUUCGUUUGAAGAAUUUUGGUUAAUGUUGCGUGAGCUUCGGCGGGAGGUGUGGGGGGUGGCGUUUGGCCUGUAUGACCUAAGAAACACCGGCCAAAUCACUUUGCAGGACCUUAGGCGUAUUAUCUUCCGCGGUGGUGGCAAGGAACAGCACAGGAGUGUUAUUGACGGCGUUUCCAACGUACAGGAGGAGGAGCUGGAGAGGAGGGCGAAUAUGAGCCCGGAGAAGGAACUCAUCUCUUGGGACUUCUACCUCAAGCUGCUUGAUGUUCUCUGCGAGUGCGACGCGGUUGCUUAUGCGAUGGAUCUCUUCCGCAGGGCAAAGCUCCCGGAGGUCACAGCCGCACGUCUUGGACAGCAGCAUCCAACGGAGUCCAAAACGGGACGGACAGACUCCUCUCUUCAAAGCAGUGGCGAGUGUGAGAUGGAUAGUGUGGAGUUAUAUCGUGCUCUGACGGCGUGUAAAGAACUUUCACACAUCACAAGGGAGGAUGCGGAUCGACUGUUGCGUAUUUUUCAUUUAAAUGGUUUGGGGAGGUUGUCACCUGCCGAGUUUGCGCAGGUGUGUGGACUGCGCACCACCUUCUUUACGCCACGGCAAUCACGAUUUACUGAACUCCAACGGAACCCCGUGCAGCGGUUCAUUUUUUGUAUGCAACAGCUGAAGUAG
Trypanosoma rangeli is the source of this 1392-nucleotide messenger RNA. RefSeq lists its product as uncharacterized. Gene Ontology annotation, biological process: calcium import into the mitochondrion; mitochondrial calcium ion homeostasis. Lineage: Eukaryota; Euglenozoa; Kinetoplastea; Trypanosomatida; Trypanosomatidae. The record is from RefSeq and is a predicted model, not a curated record. The coding region runs from base 1 to 1392 and encodes 463 amino acids. Gene Ontology annotation, molecular function: calcium ion binding. The transcript has a single exon. Gene Ontology annotation, cellular component: uniplex complex.